This is a messenger RNA of Schizosaccharomyces osmophilus, 1269 nucleotides long. RefSeq names its product inositol phosphorylceramide synthase Aur1 (gene aur1). Gene Ontology annotation, cellular component: inositol phosphoceramide synthase complex. Bases 1 to 1269 code for a protein of 422 amino acids. The transcript has a single exon. Gene Ontology annotation, biological process: sphingolipid biosynthetic process; inositol phosphoceramide metabolic process. The record is from RefSeq and is a predicted model, not a curated record. Lineage: Eukaryota; Fungi; Ascomycota; Schizosaccharomycetes; Schizosaccharomycetales; Schizosaccharomycetaceae. Gene Ontology annotation, molecular function: inositol phosphoceramide synthase activity.
AUGUCUGCGUUGUUAGUCUUGAAAAAGCGCCUUAGCGCUUGCCGUCGGCCCUCUCAGUUUCGGUUGGAAACCAGUUUAAACCCAAUGGAUACUUUUUAUUUGUUGAAAAAUACAAAGUGGUCUUGGAUUCACCUUCAAUAUAUUCUCCUUUUGGGUGUUCUUGCCUUCUGCUUUGCCGUUGUUCAGUUUCCAGGCUUUUGGGGAAAGAUAUUUUUUACUAUUUUGUUAGGUACCGCUCUGACUGUUCCUUUAACCCGACAAAUCUUUUUCCCUGCUAUUGUCAUUAUUACUUGGGCCAUUUUAUUUUAUUCAUGUCGUUUCGUUCCUGAGCGCUGGCGACCUCCUAUCUGGGUUCGUGUUCUUCCAACGCUUGAGAACAUUCUUUAUGGGUCCAAUCUCUCAGAUAUUUUAUCUAAAAGCACACAUAGCAUCUUAGAUGUCCUUGCUUGGCUUCCUUACGGUGUCGUUCAUUACUCAGCUCCCAUCGUUAUAUCAUUUGUUCUGUUCAUUUUUGCUCCCCCAGGAACUCUUCCUGUGUGGGCUCGUACUUUUGGUUACAUGAAUUUGACCGGUGUUCUCAUUCAAAUGAUAUUUCCUUGUUCUCCUCCUUGGUACGAGGAUAUGUAUGGACUUACACCGGCUACAUAUUCGAUUCGAGGUUCCCCUGGUGGUCUCGCUAGAAUUGAUGCAUUAUUUGGUACAUCAACCUAUACGACCGGGUUCAACAAUUCACCUAUUGUUUUCGGUGCUUUUCCUUCCUUACAUGCUGGAUGGGCUAUGCUUGAAGCUCUAUUCCUUUCUCAUGUUUUUCCCGCAUAUCGCUUCCCUUUUUACUUUUACGUAUGUUGGCUUUGUUGGUGUACAAUGUAUUUGAACCAUCACUACUUUGUGGAUCUAGUGGGUGGCAUGUGCUUGGCAUUCACUUGCUUUGUCAUUGCUCAAAAGUUGCGCUUACCUCAGGUACAGACUGGCAAAAUCUUGCGUUGGGAAUAUGAGUUUGUUAUUCACGGUCAUGGACUGUCCGAAAAAUCCAACUCGAACAUGGUUAACACUGGCAGUCCCUACCUUCUUGGCAGAGAUUCAUUCGAGCAAAAUCCAAGUGCUGUCGCAUUUUUGAAUGGAUUAAACAACUUGGAACUUGCUGAUGUUGACCAUGAUUGGUCGAUUGAUUCUUCUUCGUCUUCAAGAUUGCCUAGUCCAGCCAAUGCUUCCACAGGCAAAGGAUCCAAUGUGUCAUCAUCUAUUUUUGAUGCGAGUCACAUACCUUAA